CUCACUCCUCAAACCAAACCAAUCCAAUCCUCUAUUUCUCCACUCUCAAACCAAAUUUCUCACACCACCACCACCACCACCACCAUGCCUGUCUCCAUCCCCUCCGCCUCCAGCCUCCAGGACCUCUUCAGCCUGAAGGACCGGGUCGUCAUCGUGACGGGCGCCUCCGGGCCCCGCGGCAUGGGCAUUGAAGCCGCGCGCGGGUGCGCCGAAUUCGGGGCCAACAUCGCGCUCACAUACUCGUCGCGGGCCGAGGGCGGCGAGAAGAACGCGGAGGAGCUCCGCAAGACAUACGGGGUCAAGGCGAAGGCGUACAAGUGCGACGUGUCGGACUACAACAGCGUGCAGAAGCUGGUGGACGACGUGAUCGCCGAGUUCGGGCAGGUGGACGUCUUCAUCGCCAACGCGGGCCGCACGGCCAGCAGCGGCAUCCUGGACGGCUCGGUCAAGGACUGGGAGGAGGUCGUGCAGACCGACCUCAACGGCACCUUCCACUGCGCCAAGGCCGUCGGCCCUCACUUCAAGCAGCGCGGCAAGGGCAGCUUCAUCAUCACCUCCAGCAUGUCCGGCCACAUCGCCAACUUCCCCCAGGAGCAGACCAGCUACAACGUCGCCAAGGCCGGGUGUAUUCACAUGGCCCGCUCCCUGGCCAACGAGUGGAGGGAUUUCGCCCGCGUGAACAGCAUCUCGCCCGGUUACAUCGAUACGGGGCUGUCGGAUUUCGUCGACAAGAAGGUCCAGGAUCUGUGGAUGUCCAUGAUUCCGCUCGGUCGCAAUGGGGAUGCGAAGGAGUUGAAGGGCGCUUAUGUUUACCUGGCCAGUGAUGCGAGCUCGUACAUGACGGGUAACGAUAUGAAGAUCGAUGGUGGCUACACCGUUCGGUAAAUUCUACCGCGCGCUUGGGGAAGAAGGUGUUGUCGAUGUUAUGAUGUGUAUGUAUGUUAAUGCAGAAUGACCAUGUACUCUACUAUAUAAGUAUCUAUGAUCCAGAAGGAUCUGUUGUCUGGAAUCAAAUGAUCCACGAUGAAUA
Molecule: messenger RNA, 1030 nt
Organism: Aspergillus heteromorphus CBS 117.55
Lineage: Eukaryota; Fungi; Ascomycota; Eurotiomycetes; Eurotiales; Aspergillaceae
Product: SDR family oxidoreductase
Exons: 1
Coding region: 85-885 (266 amino acids)
Cellular component (GO): intracellular anatomical structure
Molecular function (GO): oxidoreductase activity, acting on NAD(P)H, oxygen as acceptor
Source: RefSeq, a predicted model, not a curated record